AUGUCUACAGCCACCUUUUGCAAUUGUUUUUCUCCAGAUCUGUCGUCAUAUCCUCCUCCUCCCUUCGCCAGCACUUCUUUCAAGGUCAGAUCUGUGAGUCUCUCUGGAAAAGCCGACUACUCUGGAGUUCUUUGUGUCGUCUCAUGCCUCUCUCCGGCUUCUCCUCCUCGUCACUCUAGUUCUGCCGUUCUAGUACACCGCUGCAUUUCACCGAACCGGUUCGCCGGAACACUAACCGAUGUAACCACCGGAUCUAUUGUGCAAGAGUGUUGGUCCGCUAGAUUUACUCAUGACUAUCUCACUGCUUUGUGUCUAUCACAUUAUGCUGUCUCAAGCAUCAACGGUUCUUCAAAAGACCGGUUUUGUGGCUUUCUCGGUCUCUUCGUCGCUGACCUUACUGUGCAAGAGGGUGAACUCGCCAGAUUUACAAGCUACAUCAUCAUUGCGAGUCCAUCACAAUAUGAUGUCUCAAGCAUCAAUGGUCUUUCACAGUGUCAACUAUGCCACCUUCAAACCGGAGUGGUGUCCAACCAACCCGAAUCUUUUUACCUCUUAUCCGAUGUUUGCUCUGACACAUUCUGUUUGAACGAGUAUGAUGACAAUAUGCUUAGGUUUUUGGUCACAAAUUACUCGACUCGAUACGGUAAUAUUGAGUUUCGAGGUUUGAACCUAUUUCAACCAUCAGCUAUGUCAUCAAACUUUAUCUUAAGCGUCUCUUUGGAGACAAAGUUAGAGCUCGAGAUUCACCUAGUCUCUUUGGUAAGCCUUGUUGGGUUUAAAGCUGUUUAUGUUAGUUUCAGCGUUAUAUCAAGUCAGAUAGGACUUCGUUCUCUCAAUGUUGCCUAUGGUUCUAGAGCUUCUCAUCUAAGGUUCUCGACAGUCAACAUUUCCACGGCUUCUUAUAGGUGUUUCAACGUCGUUUUUGACUAUCAAUUGUUUUUCCGAACAAUCGCCAUGGGAACAAAAGUGAAGUUUCCUUUUGGGUUUCUUCAUUUCGCUGAACAUGUCUUGCCCAUGUCUCGCCCCGAGAUGAUUUUAUCUAUACUUAUUUUGUAA
Messenger RNA from Eruca vesicaria subsp. sativa (arugula), 1056 nucleotides. NCBI's taxonomy places the organism in Eukaryota, Viridiplantae, Streptophyta, Magnoliopsida, Brassicales, Brassicaceae. The record is from the annotation of a GenBank genome assembly.